AUGACAUUGUCAGUAUGGGAUCGAGGGUCUGAUGGAACUUGGACGAAGGCGGCAAGUUGGAAGGUCCAUGGAGGUGCUGUAUGGCGUGUUGUCUGGGCCCAUCCUGAGUUUGGACAACUGCUUGCCACAUGCUCUUAUGAUCGCAGUGUUCACAUUUGGGAGGAGAUUCGAAGUGGUCCCGGUGGCAGGAAGUGGCAACGGGUCGUUUCGCUAAGGCUUGAUCUCGCAUUUCCGGUUACCGAUCUUCGAUUUUCACCCAUAGCUCUUGCUCAUUCUCACCAGCUAGCAGUUGCCGCAGGAGACGUUCACGUAUAUAAUAUUAAGGUUGCAUUUGAUCACCAUGGUCGACGCUUGGCCACUUGCUCUAGUGAUAUGACAUUGUCAGUAUGGGAUCGAGGGUCUGAUGGAACUUGGACGAAGGCGGCAAGUUGGAAGGCGACGGUAUCUGCGCAAGGUGUUGUUCGUAUUUAUGAAGCUGCAGAUGUGAUGGACCUGUCCAGAUGGUCUCUGUGCCAUGAACUUCAG
Ostertagia ostertagi is the source of this 525-nucleotide messenger RNA. The record is from the annotation of a GenBank genome assembly. NCBI's taxonomy places the organism in Eukaryota, Metazoa, Nematoda, Chromadorea, Rhabditida, Trichostrongylidae.